AUGUUAAGACGAGAGUUGUCCAAGAAAGCCCAAAGAUGCCAAGCUUCACCUAUCCGAUCACCGUCGGGUCCGAUGUCUCCAAGAUCAUCUGUUUAUCGUACGAAGCCGGUUAUUCAUGCCGAUCUAAGCGGCGCAUCACCACGUCCCCAGGCACCAGUGAACGCUGAGCCUGCUGUUUUCGAGUUUCCGCCAAGCAAACAGUUGACGGAACUGAUCAAGGUUUGA
This is a messenger RNA of Gongylonema pulchrum, 225 nucleotides long. The record is from the annotation of a GenBank genome assembly. Lineage: Eukaryota; Metazoa; Nematoda; Chromadorea; Rhabditida; Gongylonematidae.